Molecule: messenger RNA, 829 nt
Organism: Suillus fuscotomentosus
Lineage: Eukaryota; Fungi; Basidiomycota; Agaricomycetes; Boletales; Suillaceae
Product: camp-regulated phosphoprotein/endosulfine conserved region-domain-containing protein
Exons: 4
Coding region: 191-541 (116 amino acids)
Cellular component (GO): cytoplasm
Molecular function (GO): protein phosphatase inhibitor activity
Source: RefSeq, a predicted model, not a curated record
ACUCCGCUUAGGUAAUUACAUCUUUGAGGGAAAGACUGGAAACGCUUAGAAACGUCAAGUUAUCGACAAACUUUUGUUUCCAAUUCGAUUCAUCGGUGCUGAGCUUCCUCUUCGACGUUCUCGAAGGCUUUUCUAGCUCCUCCUCCUUCAUCGUCUUUUGUCCCUAGCUCGUUCUGCUAAUCACUUCACCAUGCUGCCGGCCAAGCGCAACAAGAUCGACAUCAGUAAACUGACGGAGGAGGAGCAAAAGCUCUUUCGACUGUACGGCAAACUUCCAGCGCACAAGAACAUCUUGACCAAGAUGCAAGGGGACCGGAAAUAUUUCGAUUCAGGUGACUAUGCACUCUCCAAAGCCGGAGUCGCACCACAGAACACCGUUGGUACUGCGAUCCCCAAUCCAGACAACAUCCCACAUGCAUCAUCGCCGCCGACAUCACACUCCGGCGGGUUAAGCGUAUCCCCCACAAACAAGCUCAUGUCCUGCAAAAGAGAGUUCACUCUCCCAUUCCGAGGAAGAAGAGCCAGAGAGGGAAGACGCUGAUGCAGGGGUCCAGGAGGACGCAUAGACGUUCACUCUUCUUUUUGCUUUCCGUGCUCAUCCACUUCCCGAUUCUUCAAAGAGCUUAAAGACGCUACGUUUUGCUCAUGUAUUCCCUAUGUAUCAUCGGUACCCCAUCCCAUGCCUUCCAGAUUCAAUGCUUGGCUACCCUUCCUUGAUCUGUAGUCUGCUGCUGUUUUGAAUCUGUUCUGUAUCAGUAACUACAUAUAGUAUCCGCUCAUCGCACAUUCAUCUGUCUGUUUUGCAGGUGCUAUCUAUAAUAAUUCUGGA